AUGGCCUCGUCUACUCCCUUUCUCUGCGUAACAUCUCUCCUAACUCCCCCAGGUGAACACCCCGGAUUCACCGCCGUCGAGACCCGCCAGAACCCUCAUCCCUCCCUCUCCCGGAACCCGUACGGCCACAACGUCGGCGUGACCGACUUCCUCAGCAAUGUCUCUCGCUUCAAGAUCAUUGAGAGUACCCUGCGUGAGGGUGAGCAGUUCGCCAACGCUUUCUUCGACACCGAGAAGAAGAUUGAGAUCGCCAAGGCUCUGGACGAGUUUGGUGUUGACUACAUUGAACUCACGAGUCCCUGCGCCUCCGAGCAGUCGAGAAAGGACUGCGAGGCCAUCUGCAAGCUCGGCCUCAAGGCCAAGAUCCUUACCCACAUCCGCUGCCACAUGGACGAUGCUCGGAUUGCUGUCGAGACUGGUGUCGACGGAGUUGACGUUGUCAUUGGAACGUCGUCCUACCUUCGGGAGCACUCCCACGGCAAGGACAUGACCUACAUCAAGAACACCGCCAUCGAAGUCAUCGAAUUCGUCAAGUCCAAGGGCAUUGAGAUCCGUUUCUCCUCCGAGGACUCCUUCCGGUCCGACUUGGUCGACCUGCUGUCGAUCUACUCCGCUGUCGACAAGGUCGGCGUGAACCGGGUGGGUAUUGCCGACACCGUUGGUUGCGCCUCUCCCCGUCAGGUCUACGAGCUGGUCCGUGUGCUCCGGGGUGUCGUCGGCUGUGACAUCGAGACUCACUUCCACAACGACACCGGCUGCGCCAUUGCCAACGCGUACUGUGCCCUGGAGGCCGGUGCCACCCACAUUGAUACCUCCGUCCUCGGUAUCGGUGAGCGGAACGGUAUCACCCCUCUCGGCGGUCUGAUGGCCCGCAUGAUGGUCGCCGACCCCGAGUACGUCAAGAGCAAGUACAAGCUCGAGAAGAUCAAGGACAUUGAGGACCUCGUCGCCGAGGCCGUCGAGGUCAACAUCCCCUUCAACAACUACAUCACCGGGUUCUGUGCCUUCACCCACAAGGCCGGUAUCCACGCCAAGGCCAUCCUCAACAACCCCAGCACCUACGAGAUCAUCAACCCCGCUGAUUUCGGUAUGACGAGAUAUGUGCACUUUGCCUCCCGCCUGACGGGCUGGAACGCCAUCAAGUCUCGUGCGCAGCAGCUCAAGAUCGAGAUGACCGACACGCAGUACAAGGAGUGCACGGCCAAGAUCAAGGCGCUGGCGGACAUCCGGCCGAUUGCCGUGGACGAUGCCGACAGCAUCAUCCGUGCCUACUACCGGAACCUCAAGUCGGGCGAGAACAAGCCCCUGAUGGAUCUCACGGCAGAGGAGCAGGCCCAGUUUGCGGCCAAGGAGAAGGAGCUGGCUGCUCAAGGAAACGGCGUGAUCGGUUAG
Molecule: messenger RNA, 1392 nt
Organism: Aspergillus terreus NIH2624
Lineage: Eukaryota; Fungi; Ascomycota; Eurotiomycetes; Eurotiales; Aspergillaceae
Gene: hcsA
Product: homocitrate synthase
Exons: 4
Coding region: 1-1392 (463 amino acids)
Cellular component (GO): mitochondrion
Molecular function (GO): homocitrate synthase activity
Source: RefSeq, a predicted model, not a curated record